AUGACAAAGCAGCCUUCAAUAGAUGAUCAGUUUCAUGUGGUUUAUUCGGACUUCGAUUUAAACCUACAUCGUCAAAUACGAGAUUGUACACUUAGCAUUUUGAAGAAUGAAGGCGGACUUCUUAACGAGCAAGUCAUCAAAACGAUUAGCACAAAGAUGGAAGAGGGAAGUCUCACAUUCAAAUUCUUUCAGAUCACAACAAUUAUUAAUUGA
Necator americanus (New World hookworm) is the source of this 213-nucleotide messenger RNA. RefSeq lists its product as uncharacterized. The transcript is spliced from 2 exons. NCBI's taxonomy places the organism in Eukaryota, Metazoa, Nematoda, Chromadorea, Rhabditida, Ancylostomatidae. Bases 1 to 213 code for a protein of 70 amino acids. The record is from RefSeq and is a predicted model, not a curated record.